AUGGCACUGCAAGAUCUGCAGAGGUGCCAAGAUAAUGACAGCCCAUAUUCAAAUGGUCACAAGGUUCCGAGUAAAACCACAAACCACACUAGACAUGCUUCAUCUGGGCAACAUAUCAACGCCCUGAAAUCCUCGACACUUUCGGCGCAAAAACCUAUGCAAACAUUGCUUGCCAAAAAGUUGAACAAAGACGACGUGUAUGCUACCAAUCUUCUGAAGACUGCGUACCACAUUGCGAAAAGAGAACGACCCAAAGAAGAAAUGAAACAUAUGCUAUCGUAUGCUACAAACAUUGGAUUGAGUGUAUCAAAAGAGUCUUCGCCCUCCUACACUCACCACCAGAGCGUCACAGAAUUUCAAAAUGCCCUGUCCAGCGUCACAGAACUUCAAAAUGCCCUGUCCAGUGUCAUUCUUGAGGACAAGAUCAGUCAGAUUAAGAAGUCAACAGUGUUUUCCUUAACGCUUGAUGAAAGCACAGAUAGGGGUAACUUGAAAAGAAUGAUAAUGUAUGCACAGUUUUGUACAGAGGCAGGAUUGGAAUAUGCUCUUCUGUCAAAUAAACAGAUAGAGGAAGGGUCAGCCUGUGCCAGGAACAUUGUUGAGAUGGUUGUUAGUGAGUUAAAAUCAAAAGCCUUGGACAUUCGUAACAUGGUUGGAAUUGGGACUGAUGGUGCCAGUGUUAUGACAGGACGGAAAGGGGGUGUUGUUACGUUGUUGAAGGAAGAGAGCCUAGCUUUGGUAGGAGUACUUUGUGCUGCCCAUCGCGUGUCUCUUGCUACUUCUCAGGCAGCAAAACUUGUUCCUGAGAUGGAGAAGAACUCUAGGACAAUUACUAGUGUUUUCAGAUACUUUGAUAACUCUGCACUCAGGUCUAACAGAUUACGUGCUGUGCAAAAGCUUCUGAACAUGCCUCAGUUGAAAUUCUCUGAGGUCCACUCCAUGCGCUGGUUAAGCUUGGAACAUGCUGUGAGUGUUAUGUAUCGCACAUAUCCAGCAUUAGUGAUGACACUGGAAAGGGAGGCACACUUUGACGCAGGUGCUAAGGGGAUUCUCAUGGAAGUGAACCAGUAUAAGUUCAUUGCGCUAACCCAUCUUAUGAUGGACAUUCUCCCCUUUGUCACCAGACUUUCCAAAAACUUCCAGAAUGAAACUGUCAACUUCAGCCAAGUGAUUCCAGUUGUGAACUGUGUUAUUGAUAGUGUGGAAGAUCUGCUCGAGGUUCAAGGGGUCUUCAUGGACAAACUAGACAAGUUCGUCUGUGAGGAUGGUGAAAAGGUGUUGUAUAAGAGACCGUUGGGUGAGUCGGACUGUUCGGCAGUAGUGGCGGCAAUCACUGAGAAUUAUGCCUUCAGUGGUUUUGAAGAGGAGACGGAGUCUGACAACGAGGAUGAGGAGAAAGAUCUUGUUGGUUUCUCACCAGAGCUACGCUUCUUCACACAGCAAAAACAGACUGUGACUGAUAAAAUCGCGCCCGAGUACAUUAGAAAACUGGCAGAAAAUCUCAGAGAUCGCUUUCAGUGUAAUGAUCUACUCAAGUGUAUGGAUGUUCUCUGUCCAAGCCAAAUUUCUGUGGCUACUGAUCUGCCAAAGUAUGGAAUUGAACAAGUAGAAACUCUAAGUCAGCACUUCAGUGAAUUUCUCUUGAAUCGCGAUAGUGUAAAAAGUGAGUUUGCGAUGUAUAAGCGCUUUGUUAAGGGGAAUCACCCAUCAGCUACCGUUGUGGAAAUAUUGUGUACACUCUUGAAAUCUCCAGAACACUUGGGUAUGCCAAAUAUGGUGGUACUACUCAAAUGCUGUGUGGUCAUUCCAAUGACCAGUGUGAAAUGUGAACGUGGGUUUAGUACCCAAAAUCGAAUCAAAUCCAAGUUCAGGACUUCCCUUAAAUGUGGAGCACUUGAUGAUUUGAUGAGAAUUGUCGAGGAUGGUCCGGAACCAGAGAAAAUGGACUAUGAACGAGCUCUCACUCUCUGGAAAGAAGCUAAGCUCAGACAACUGUACAAAAGUUAA
Messenger RNA from Dreissena polymorpha, 2007 nucleotides. Its product is annotated as zinc finger protein 862-like. The record is from RefSeq and is a predicted model, not a curated record. Bases 1 to 2007 code for a protein of 668 amino acids. The transcript is spliced from 2 exons. NCBI's taxonomy places the organism in Eukaryota, Metazoa, Mollusca, Bivalvia, Myida, Dreissenidae.